GGGGCCACGGGCGGGGGCAUUUUAAGGUCCCCUUUACUCCUCCUAGAGGUGCAGGGGCUGCUCCCCCGCCCCCCUGCACACCCCUGCCCUCUCUCUGUGCAGCCGGGCCCUGGGCUUCAGUGCAUGGCCCCUCCUGCCCUGGCGGAGCCCCCCCGCCCCGCUCUGCCCCAGGCCGGCGUGGGCAGUGGGCACCAAGCCCGGCCCCUGGCUCUGAGCCUGGCUCCGGGGCUGCCUGAGAGGGGCCUGCCGGCUCGUUUUGCAGCCAAAGUUUCUAAUUUCUGGGCCGGCGGAGGGGGGGGGGGCGACGACUCCCCCUUUCUCGCUGUCAGGCUGCCUGAGGGGCUCACGUCCUGGGAAGACUUCAGCGUCUUCUCAGUCCCAUGGAGGAGGAACCCCCUUCCUGGGGCUGCCCGUGCAAACCCGCGCCACAGCGGCCGGCUCCGGGUGGUGUGAUUGUGAAACCAAAUCCGUGCCCAGCCAGGCGGGGGGGGCUGCAGGUGUGAUCAGCCUGCGCGCUGCACCUCCUUCCCUUGUGGCCGGGGCUGUAGAUGCAGGUUUCCUGCCCAGAGCUUUGUGGCGCUGCCUGGAGCACAGCGGGGGCCGAGGGGGUUCCUUUCAUGGCGCCGUGCGUCUUCGGUCCAUUGGUCCCCAGAUGCAAGUGCCUCUGAGUCUGUGUGUGCUUCUUUCCAGCCUCUGAGAGGGCAGAGUUUGGGGUUCUUGCACGGGGGCAGUUGGGCACGGCAGUGUUCGGUGACGUCGUGAGAUCCAGCGUGGUGUGGGAGCUGGGGCAGGCACAAGCCCUCAGCCCAGGGCAGCAGAUUCAUCUCUGGACUGUUCUUGCCUGUGUGACUGAUGCACGGGAGCGGGGGAAUUGUGUGAAGCAUCCGCUUGACGGUUCGAGGCGCCUGCUCCGCUGUCCUCGUGCGUCUUGCAGCUGGAGGAGGCCUGGGCAGAGCAGAACCCUCAGCCUCCCGCACAGACAGAGCUUCACCUCGCCAGAGCCGGACAACCGCCUCUGGCAGCACAACUUGCCUGGCCAGCCUGUGUGCAUGUGGGCCUGGCGCCGGCAGCGCUCACGGAGGGGCUUUCUUCUCUCCCCGUCACAGGCAGCACCUGGAGGAUCCUCCGUGCCCAGCCGUGCUCGUAGGAGAAGGGCAGGGCAGGUCAUGUGGAGCUCUUGGACCAGAUGCUGCUCUCAGGCAAGCGAGGGGAGCUUGGAAGUGGCUUAGCCGGGGGCCCCUGCCCAGGCCCAGAGCGACAGCGGCGGGGAAGCAUCGGUGGAACAUUGGUCCCCUGCUGCUCAUGGAGAAGGCACAAGGCACCAUCCCAGAGUAACCACUGUCACUGCCUGCUCCUUGGCUGGAGGAGAAGGGGGAGCAGCUCUAGUUUGGAGAGGGGCUGGGGAGUGUGGCAUUGUGACCAGGAUGCCCACGGCCACUUGCUGCGGUCCAGAGCCAGGACUCUGGCCUUCGAGCCUGCUCUGCUGAGCUGGUGAGUCUGGCACUGGAUGCUGCAUGAAAACUUCCCCCUUCUGCUGCUGCUGUGUGCAAGCACCAGCUGUCACCGGGGCCUCGAGCAGCACCAGAGAGGCUGGUGCUUUGCUGUGACAAGGCCCUGGUCCGCUCUUUGGUGUACGGAUUCAGGCUGUGGUAACAGAAAAGGGCUGUGGUUUAUCAGGUUUGUCCAACUGACACCAGGCAGCAACACCUCCUCGAGACACGGACUUCUUGCUGAGCCCCCAAGAGACCCUUGGGCCCUUCCUGGCUCAGCCUGGAGUUGCUCUGGGUGGGCUGUUGCCUGGAAUGUGUUUUUUUCCCAUUGCACCGUAGAGCAUUUCCCGGCACAUGGCAGGACCCUGUGACCAGGGCCAGGCUGCAGUGGGUAGGACUGAAGGGCUCAGCCCAGGUGACGGCACCCAAAGUCUGCUGUCGCUCGCUUUGCAUCAGCAUCACUGGUUCACGAGGGGGUUUUCCAUUCAUGAGGCCACAUUCAGCUCUGCCUGUCAGCGGCAUCGCACCCCCACGGGUGCCUCUGAGACCGGCGCCUGGGCACUCGCGGCACUGAUGGAAACGAAACUUUUUAAAAGACAAGAAGACUUUGCCCGGAGCUGCUUUCCAGAGCAUUUGCGAUGACGCGCGCGCUCCUCUCAGCCUCCGGCUGGGUCCCUCGGUGGCAUAUGCCUGCAGCUGUGGUGGAAAAAAGCCCUCGUGUUGGAAACUGUGCGGGCACAGAUGGAAAGAGCGGGCCGGGAGCAGCAGCAGCAGGGGCCUUCCAGCUUGUACUGAAUCGCAGUCUGCCAGCGGAGAUGUUGAGCCUCUCAUUACGGCUGCAGUCCUGCCACACAUGCUGCACUGGUUCCUGUGGCACUCAGCAGGCAGCAAUGCUUGUCUGAUGGUCCUCAUGUAAAGUUUGUCUGUGGAUACGAAGUGCUGUCCACAACGUGCAGAGCUGAGGCAAUCACCCAGGCUCCCUUGAAAGGCUAAUGGGCUCAGUGAUCAGCUAAGCAAGUCUCCCAAGUCAGACUCCAGGGCUCCACCCACUAGGCCCCGCUGUCUCAUCAGCACGGGAUUGCAGCUGCUGCUCUUGGCACCGGCUGAGGCUGGGGCUCCCUCCAUUGGUGCUGGGAGCAGAGCAGCCCGUGGCAAAGCUCCCUAGUGCAAAUAUGCUCCUUUGGGGGACGUGGCCCUCUGGGCAUGACUCCAUCGCUGUCCAAGCCCAAGGAGUGCAGACACACGGGAAAAGGGGUUGGCUUUCAAACCACCGUUUUCCCUGCCCCGAGCAGGCCAGCGCACUGAACUGCCCCAAGAGGAGGGGGAGAGGUCAUCCGGUGCCAGCUUUGGGCAGCACCUUGUCAGGAGAAAUGAAGUGUGUUGCGGCAUUGACUCUGGGCUUUGCUUCUUUCCAUGAGUGCUGAGGGUGUCCCAGGGGUGCUACUGGCACUGUGCCCCUCACCCAAGUGAAACAACGGUUUGGAGUUCUCUUGGCAAGCCACUGGGGGAAAGUCUGAGGAGCCUUUCAUGUGAUGCCGUCCCAUGGUACCGGCACUGUGCUGUGAUCACUUAUGAUCUCCCGUUUCAUGUCCUACCUUGUACACAGUACCCAGUAGCCAGUCCUCUGAAUGCCAAGUGCAGCGGGCAUCUCCAACUCUGUCUCCACCUUGUAGACGGAGAACUUACCCCGUGGGAGGUGAAGUCGCUCACCUGCAGCCAGUCUGGAUUGGUGGCCGCUAGCAGCAGGAGCCAAGUGCGGCAUCAUUGAAGACCUGUGCUCUGUCUGCUACACUGGCAUUUCCCUGGGAGCUUAAAGCCUAAUGUGACAUUGGGGAUAUAGUUCAGAGCACUACCUGGACCUCUCAUUCCUGGAGAGAGUUUAAUCGCAUAAAAUUGACCUGCACAGGAACAAAACUGUGUGCCUCUGUCUCCUGCCCCCCCCCCUUUCAGCUUGCAAAUGAUUGGGGGGGUCCACCCCCCCUUUUAUCUUGCAAACAAUCCAGGGGGGUCAGGAGUUUGGUGGUGGUCACAUCUUGUGUCCCUUGUUUCGAUGGAAGAUUUGGCGGCAGCCUAGAAAACUGGCUGAAACUUCUUAGCCUGCACUAAAGUUACGGCAGUGACUCCUUCAGGGAAAGCUCCCCGCCCCACCCCCCGCCUGUGAUGCUAGAGAUCUAUAGACCCUCACCCAGUGAAUAAUGCUUUAAACCAUUUGAUGGGGAAACGAAUCCUGCCUACUUGUUUCUGUGGCUCUUGGGCUUUGUGGCUGUGACUGUUACUAUAAAGUAUUUUUUAAGGAUCAUAAAGAACAAGCUAAAUUCCUCUUGGUUGAGGAAAGCAAACCAUCCCAAACCUGCCAGGCACCCACUGCUGCCCUGAGAGAGUCAAAGGCAGCUUAAGGCAUCCCUUCCCCAUUCAUAUCAUACGUAAAAUAAAAACUAAGUUGAAUAAGAAACAUCCCUAGUGGAGAACUUGGUCCUUUUCCCUCUGCAAUUCCCCUCCUGGGAGGAGGCAAAGCCUGUUGCUGUUGAGCUACAUUCAGCAGUGAACCCAGAGGUAUUUUCAUUUGAUUGGAUUUGUAUUUUCAGGUUUGGAGACCUCGCAUUUCUCCCUCUUGCCUGCAGUUGAAAGCACUUAAAUGCUCCAGUGUCUCCCGGCAGGCGCAGGCACUACCUGGGCUUGAUUUAAAAACCAGAAUGGUUGUACCCAGUGCAUAUUACUGGCUGGCAUUUAAAGGUUUAGUUGGUUGCUGCUGCUUUUUAACGCAGGACCUUCUAGCUCUUGUGUUGCAGCUGUCUGAUGUAGUGUCUCUUCUACCCGCUGCGUCCCAGGGUGGAGGUUAAUGACUGCUGAGGGGGGAGAGAAAUGCUGAGGCGCUAUAGGCAGGAGAGAGAAGAUGAAUCUUAGCUGAAGCUGGAGGUGGGACAAAGGUUUCCGCUGCCUCUUUCACUCGGGAUCCAUCCACCUUGCUAGGGUGAUUUAUGGGUACCUCCUGCUCCAGCCCUCUGGGAGCUAGACCAGUGUCUGGAAAUCCCCUGUAUUUUGGUGCCUAGACUUCCAACUAAACACGAGCAGCCCCCAGGGGUGGGAUCAGCCACCCCUUCAUCCCCGGCAUGGAGUGGGGCCCAUGCUCAGGCAUCCGCAAGACAUUUCCUACAUCACCAGCAGAGGUGUGUGAACCCCAACAGUUGCUAGAGCAGCUCAGUCCAGGUCAGCUCUGUCCGCCUGGGUGGGAGGAUGAAGAGCACGUGUUUCUGGCCCCCUGGACCUUAUGAGUACCUGCAGUCUCUGCUCCUGUCAGGAGUAAGUGAAUGCACAGCCUCUUUCAGCUGGCAGAGCCUGGCCUGGCCCGAGCUGUCACCGGCACAGAUAGCUCCCUCCUUAGUGGACUCUCUGGAGCAGGGUGCGUCUCACUGCCUGGUGCAUCUGUUUUGGCUCUUGAUUGUCCUUGCACCACUAGCGCUUCAGGGAGGUGUUCUCACGGCUCCCCCAGGAGCCACAUCUUCAUCCUAGCCCCCAUUUCAGGGAACACCGGUCUGGCCAGUGCCUUCCAGGCUGGGAGUUGAGACCCCUGGAAAAAUCACCCUAGAAAUCAGAGAGAAGUAGAGCUGGAAGGGACCACAAAGCCCGGGCUGUUUCUAACGAAGUGCCCCAUACAGAUCCACUCUGUGGGACAGUCUUGGGGAUCUAGUGAAGUUGAGAGAGUUUCGUUCUUCACGGCCUGUCACUCUGCUGAGCCUGACGGAAGGUAUGUAGCUUCAAACGAGGGGAGGCUUCCACGUUGGCGCCCCGAUAGCAUUGCAGCUCCUCCCGUCUUGUUAAGCUAGAGCGUAGCAUUCUCCUCCUGAGUCAGCUGUGGGUUUAGCGACUGGUGCUAGGAUGGUUAAAUGCAAGCCCCGUUUUGCAGCCUGCAGGGUAGAACUAGGAGUCAUGGGAAGAAAUUCAGAGCAGCAGAGUUUAGGCUGACCCCUUCAUAGCAGACCCUGGAGGCAGUGCACAUCUGCAAGCCAGGUGCAUCGUGGACAGGUCUCUGCCUUGCUCACAGCCAGGAUGGAUUGGCUCAAGCCAGCAGGAGUGAGAACCAGUUACCAGCCCUGUACACUUGGGUUCCCCUCCCCCUCACUCCCCCAGGUGGGUGCUGGCCUCCCCAGGGAGGCAAAGUAGGUUGCAUGCCAUUGCCUCCGGAGCUUUCAGGCAAGGUCUCGUAAGCCAAAGAGGCUCUUGUGUCUGUUGUGGAUAAAACAAGUUCCACUGAGACGCUCAGGAGAAGAGCAGGGAUCAAUCCAGUUCUCUGAGCCAAGCUCCCCCCUCCCUGUCCAUCACACGGGCCAGCCUGGGGUGGUAGGGCUGGUAGGUGCUGCGCGUCCAUUCAGGGCAUGGGGACAGGAGGUCCCGUUCUCAAUGCAGACAUGUUGCUGUCCUGGGUGGGGGUCCCCGGCUACUGAGCUGUUUCAGGUCUCUGUUAUCAUGCUGCUCACCAUGCUUUAGAGCACCCUGGUUCUGUGGAUGGGCCGGGGCUGGGCUCGAGCCCUCAGGUUUGUCAGCGUAGAUAUUCAUGUUUCCAUCACGAGGGAAGAAAGGCUCUUUAAAUGAGCAGCCUGGCUUUGUUUGCAUUCCUAGCCAAGAUUCCUUGUUACAGCCCAUCCUUCCUCAAGGCCCGCGGGGCUCCUGGGUGCGUGGUCAGGCUCCCACAGCCAUCAUCUGUGCUUCGUGGCUUCACCAUGCCAUCACUGGCACAGGGCAGAGAGAACCUUCACGCCGGGCUGGGGUCUCCUUGCACUUGGUCCCUCCAUGGCAGACAGGGCAGAUAUCCAGUCAUCAGCUGGACAGAGUCCCCAGCUGGUUCCCCACACUGUAAUGACCAGCUGCUUACUCUGCGUGCAAGCCAGUCCUCCUAGGCCAGCCCCCCACCUGCAGCAUUGAUCCGAACCGUCAGUGCUGUGGCCAACACACCGGGGAUGGGGCAGGUCCCAGGAGCUUUCCAGCCACGCACGAGAGAUGAGGGUUGCUGAGCAUAAUCGUCUUCUCCCAGCACACCAGGAGCCCUCCGUGCAGAGCCUGCAUCUCCAGCCGUGCACAGUGCAAUCAAAAGCUAAAUUAUGGGCUCCGCACCCACGAAGCAGCCAGAUACAUUUCAAACCACAGUCCCCACAGACCCUGGGAUAUAUAUUUCAACCUAAAGUAUUUCCAUCUUGCCAGGUUAACGGCUACCCUGGGACAGGAAGGGACAUUCUGGAGCUCUCUGCUUUCCCUCUGCUUGUCAGCCCGGACGGAGGCCCAGCAGACCUGCUGUCCUGACGGCACAGCCACCGUCUAUAACCAGCCCUUGGCCUUGUCAGUGUGACGAGGGCAGACGGCAGAGCCCAGGCAUGUGGGGGGUUUUGACUGUUCAUUUGUUUCUAGCAAUUAACUAUAGAAUUUGGUAAGAAAGGUACUUGCCUGACUGUGAAAUGGGCUGAGACCUGCCAGCUCAUCUUCCCCAGCCUGGCAAGCAGCCCCGGGAGGUGACUGCAUCCAGGAGUUGCUGCUGACCCGAACUUGAUUUCAACAGUUGACCUGGUAAUGAGAUGCCGUCUCGUCAAAGCCAACUCAUCCCUACGUUCACUUUUCAAUUCAGCACAGUGGGGGGUUAAAAAUUAAAACCAAGUAUGUAGUUAGAUUGAGCAGGUUAAUAGACGCUGACUGAUAUGCUGUCCACUGCUGGGUUUGUCAUGCUGCAUCCUGCCACCAGUGAGACAAAGACUAUUUAUUUGUCCAUUCAAUAAGCCGUCUUUUAAAAAAAAAAAAAAUCUUGUUUAAAGCAGAAGUUCCCAGAGAGGGCCACAACUCAGAUCCUUUCUCUAUCGAGCCCGUAUGAGAGUUCAGCGGCGAGGAAAGGGAGCGGACGAAAAGUUACUGCCACUGCUUCUCGUGUUCACAUUUUGCAAACCGCGUUUGAUCUCCUCCGCGAGGAGCUGGUUCAUCUCCACAAAUUAUCACUUCUUUUAAUUGCUCUCCGCAGCAAACCCUCCCCGCAGCGGAGCACGCUGGCUGCCAGCGACGGCAUGAAUCCCAAGCAGCGAACGUCGCGUUUCGAAGCCCGUGCGCGUUUUGUUUCUUAAACAGCAAAUGUAAUUGACAAAUAAAAAGCCCAUUUGAAUGUAUAAAACGUUCAUUAUCUCCGCGGGGCGCCAGGCGGCAAAGCGCAAGGCGGAUUUUGUGUCUCUGCUGGCGGGAUCUCGGGAAUGGCUGCUGCUGGGGGGAGCGCGGUGCUCGCGUUCGGUCUCGUUGCCCGACGAGUGAUUCUUUUUCAUUGAUAAAAUCAAGUUACAAGCCUCAGCGCGGCACGACUCGCCUGCCCACCAGAUAUCCCAGCAUUGGCGUUUGGGGGAUGGCGCCCUGUGGUCAAGGGGCACAACAGGUCCAGGAGUUGUCUGCACAGCUGCAGUUCUGCCUUACCACCCACAGCAGCGGCCUGUGGCUGGUUGUCCUUCUGGGCCCGGGCAGUUUGGAUCAGGCGUUGCUUCCUCAGCUACCCCAGUGGAUCUCCAGCUGCUUUUCUUCCCUCUCCUCCCAUUUGCCGCAGUGUGAAUUUGACUUGUAGGUGCUAAUGCCAGUCCGGGACCCUGUGCCUGGGUCGGAGCUGCAAUGGCAGAGGCAGCUCAGCCCCUCAAAGAUGGAUAUAGAAGACUGUAAUGGACGUUCUUACAUAUCCGGUAGCGGGGAUUCCUCUCUGGAGAAGGAGUUCGGCUCAGCAAUUGUGGGACCCACGGUCAGCACCCCCAACAGCCAGCACUCGUCCCCCAGCCGUUCCCUGAGUGCAAACUCCAUCAAGGUGGAGAUGUACAGCGAUGAGGAGACCAGCCGGCUGCUGGUGCAGGAUGACCGGCUGCUGGACAAGGAGGACAGCGUUAUUGUGGAGGACUCGCUCUCAGAGCCCCUGGGCUACUGCGACGGCAGCGGGCAAGAGCCGCACUCCCCCGGCGGCAUCCGCCUACCCAACGGCAAGCUCAAGUGUGACAUCUGCGGCAUGGUGUGCAUCGGCCCCAACGUGCUCAUGGUGCACAAGCGCAGCCACACGGGCGAGAGACCGUUCCACUGCAACCAGUGCGGCGCCUCCUUCACGCAGAAGGGCAACCUGCUGCGCCACAUCAAACUCCACUCCGGCGAGAAGCCCUUCAAAUGCCCCUUCUGCAACUAUGCCUGCCGCCGGCGGGACGCGCUCACUGGCCACCUCCGCACGCACUCGGUCUCCUCCCCCACAGUCGGCAAGCCCUACAAGUGCAACUACUGCGGGCGCAGCUACAAGCAGCAGAGCACGCUGGAGGAGCACAAGGAGCGCUGCCACAACUACCUGCAGAGCCUCAGCGCGGAGCCACAGGCGCUGGCCAGCCAGCCAGGCGACGAUAUGCGGGACCUGGAGAUUGUGCCGGACUCCAUGCUGCACCCGUCGGCCGACCGGCCCGCAUUCAUCGACCGGCUGGCCAACAGCCUCACCAAGCGCAAACGCUCGACCCCGCAGAAGUUUGUGGGGGAGAAGCAGAUGCGCUUCAGCCUCUCGGACCUGCCCUUCGACGUGAAUGCCGCCUUCGAGAAAGACGUGGAGAUGGUGGCGGCCCACCACCCCCUGGACCCCAGCUAUGGCGGCUCGCUCUCCUUCGUGGGCAGUGAACACCUGCGCCCCCUCCGCCUGCCCCCCACAAACUGCAUCUCGGAGGUCACGCCUGUCAUCAGCUCCGUCUACACCCAGAUCCAGCCCCUGCCCGGGCGGCUGGAGAUCCCAGGGGGCCGCGAGGCCACCGAGGGCCACGAUGACCUGCCUGAUGGGGCGCCUGGCCUGUACCGGGGCCGUGACCUGGCUGCCUCACCCAGCAAUGGCUGCCAGGAUUCUACCGACACGGAGAGCAACCACGAGGAGCGGACAGGGCCACCACUGCCUGUGGGGCCCUGCGCCGGCAGCCGGCACAGCCCCGCCUACGCCAAAGAGGACCCCAAGGGGCCAGAGGGUGCCCCUGCCGCCCGGGGCACGCCCAGCUCAGCCAAAGACGUCCUGCGGGUGCUGAACGCGGACGGGGAGCAGGUGAAGGCCUUCAAGUGCGAGCACUGCCGCAUCCUCUUCCUGGACCACGUCAUGUUCACCAUCCACAUGGGCUGCCACGGCUUCAGAGACCCCUUCGAUCCAGAGCUGCCCCCAGGCCGCGAGAACCUCAUAUUAGGUGCUAAAGUAAAUAGACCCCCCCUCCUCCUCCCUAACCCCGCUAACAAAGGACAGGACGUCCCCGAGCCCCCAGCCCCAGCGGCAGCCUCCGUGCCCCCAGCACCCGGUGAGGUUUACAGCGCGUAG
Molecule: messenger RNA, 9810 nt
Organism: Alligator sinensis (Chinese alligator)
Lineage: Eukaryota; Metazoa; Chordata; Crocodylia; Alligatoridae
Gene: IKZF4
Product: IKAROS family zinc finger 4
Exons: 9
Coding region: 8077-9810 (577 amino acids)
Biological process (GO): regulation of transcription by RNA polymerase II
Molecular function (GO): DNA-binding transcription factor activity; RNA polymerase II cis-regulatory region sequence-specific DNA binding
Source: RefSeq, a predicted model, not a curated record